UCCCACUCUCUCUCUCUCUCUUUACCGGCCGGCUAUCCCUUUUGUGUGCUGCAUGCAUCCUGCUGGUGUUAUUUUAUUGGCAAAUUAGUCGUUUACAGAGAUUCAAAUAUUAUUUCAUCGUCUAUUUUUUAUUUUACUUUUAUUUAAGUGUCAAAAUGGGAGCUGUUACAUAUUUAUACGUACAGUGGAUGUCAGAUAAAGCCAAAGAAAUUGUUAGCGUCCCUGCAGGCAAAACCUAUUCUUCCGGUAAUACUAUAUUUCUUCAAAGGAAUGAUUUCGAGAGCAAGAGCAUUUCACAUAUCCACUUUGUUGGAGAAAGUGAGGAGGACAUCCAACGACAAAUUAAAGAAUAUGAAAGCAAUAACAAACGCCUACGAUUGCCUUCACAAAAAUUAUUGCAAAGCCAGGAAGAAGAGAGUCGGCCUUCUCAACUGGCUCAAAAUUUAAAGUUACAGAAAUCGCAGAUUGCUCUCGCUAAGAAAAUUCAAAAUAAAAAAAUUUUGGAAAAAAGAGUACAAAAGAAGAAUAUUGAAAUGGAAGUACUGAAUCUAUCCGAUGAAGAAGGAAAUAAAAAUCUCGAUGAUAAUGAAGAGGUCUUUCAAGAGAAUAGUUUACGUGACGAGGGCAUUCAAGCAGAUCAACAAGAUGGCGGAGAUUUGCAACUAGAUGGUGUGGAUCACGAGGAUCUUCGAGAAAAUUGUGGUGAUAUUCAAGAAGGUGGUAUAAAUCAUGAGGACCCUCAAGGCGACAGAAACGAUCAUGUAAUUGAACAGGACUUUCAAGGCGAGAGUUUACAUGACGAAGGUAUUCAAAUAGAUAACUUUGGUGAAAGUGACAAAGACAUUCAUGUAGAUCAACACAAUGGUGUAGGUGAAGGGGGCUGUCAGGUGGAUGGUGUACGUCAUGAGGAUCUGCAAGAAAAUAGUGAUAUUCAGGUACAUCAAAGCGAUGGUGCACGUGAGAUGCACGUGGAUGAAAACCAACUAAAUGCACCAUCCACAUCGGGAGGAGGAAGAUCACUUCAUCGGCUACGAAGAUAUGACAUAUUAAACAAUAGGAUUUUUCUUGGAGGUGGCAAUAUCUUUAUGAAUUUAGACGAUUGGGAGACUUUAAAUUCACGACGAAAAAAUUCGUUGUGGAUUAUUGACUUUGCAGAAAUUCUGUGGCCAAAUGAUUUAAUAGAUAAAUGUUUAGAUAAUAAAAAGGCACGACCUCGUAUAGAUGGCCAGACCAGGACAGUUUUCACUCCUAAAAAACUGAAAGUAUUGGAAAAAGUUUAUCGAGACAGACUAAAGAAGCAGGGAAUUAAGGGAAAGAAAGCCCUAAGGGAAAAAAUAAAAGAAGUCCGACAGAAACUUACGCAAAAAGUUAAUGAUUUAAACAGACGAAAAGGAGGAGGAGGAGAAAAUUCCUCAUCAACCUCAUCAACUUCAUCCGAAGAAUCCGAUUAGUUUUUUUGAAUACAUUUAACUUUUAAAUACAUUUAACUUGGUGAACCCAAGUUUUAGUACCGUUUAUUUAUUACUGAAAAGUUAAUAAGUAUGUUUCAUGUGAUUAAAGGUAAAUCCUGAAUGUGAUAUGAUGUUCGUCUCAACGAAUUUGUGAUAUUGUCCGUUGAGACCAACUGGGUCUAUUAAAUAUUCUUUUGUGUUUAUAUAUUUUUAAUUUAAGAUGUGUUACUAUUCUCGAAAUGUUUAAUUGCUAAUAUUUUUAACAGUAACAUUAAGAUUAGAAACUAGUAUCACUAGUAUAAAAAUUAUAUUUUUGUUUGCUUCGAAGACGAUGAUAAUUUGUUUGGCGUUAUUUCAACGUUGACGUCCACAUUUUGAAUUAAUCGUACAUAUCAAUAGGUCUAUUAGAUAUUGUUUUCUUGUUCGCAACUGGAGAUGUUAUGUUACUUGUGUUUAAUUAAAGUUCCAUUGUUAAUAUAUUUAAGCGUAACAUUGGGAUUAUAAAUAUUUUUGUUUCGUUCUAAAAGAGUGAUACAUAAUUUGUUUCGUAAUAAACAUUGACUGUGUUAGUUUUACGUAAGACAGAAUUGUAUAAAUAACGAGAAAUCCGUUUCUUUAAGUAGAAAAAACUUUAAAUUUUAAAAGUAUUGGAGUUAAAGUGGAAACAAUGUCCGUACUUUUUAUUAAAAAAAUUGGUAUUGAAAAGACAUUUUUUUUCAAUUAAAAACCAAAAAUAUGAAAUUUUGUUACACGCGAACAUAAAUGUUAAUGACAUUGUUUUAAAUACUUGAGAUAUCUAUAAAAUAUGCGCGCAAACUGCAGUGUCCUAAAAAACAAAAAUUUUAUAAUUUCUUUUCUUCGUGAGUAAUCAGAAGGACAAAAUGCUAACUUGUUACCUAAAUCUGUAUUUCUGAAAAUAAAAUUUGUAAUAAAAUUGAUAAAUAAAAAACUGAAAA
Messenger RNA from Leptopilina boulardi, 2407 nucleotides. RefSeq lists its product as uncharacterized. Bases 156 to 1451 code for a protein of 431 amino acids. Lineage: Eukaryota; Metazoa; Arthropoda; Insecta; Hymenoptera; Figitidae. The transcript is spliced from 5 exons. The record is from RefSeq and is a predicted model, not a curated record.